AGUGAAGCCUGAGAAUUGUGUACACUAACUUCCAUUAGCCCCGAGUUAGUGAGGCAAAGGGCCCUGUGGGCACCCGUGGAACAUGGGCCCUCAGACGGAGUCUCCUCGUUUCCACAGAGGAAGCAGAGUGUGCCAGCUGAGAUGUGAGAGCUUUGGGUGUGGCUCCCAGAGAGCAGGGAAGGUCAGACGCAGAGAACUGCGUCUUAGGUGGGGAGGCUGAUCUUCCUUUCCCCUCAGCUACAUGCCGUGGUCUUCGCCAUGCAGGCAUGGUGACGGUUAUACAGUUAGAGGGAAAAGGCUGUCCACUCUGUUUGGUUGACUCGUUUGUAUUCCGGACUUGCCUCGAUCCCAAUCAAUAACUAAGGGUGAUCUGGACUUCUGAUUCUCCAGACUCCAGCACCCCAAUGCUGGGAUCACAGAUAUGGGCAAGGGAUGUGCCACCAUGACCAUCAAGCUCAAGGCUGUGCAUGUUGAGCAAGCCUCCUGCCACCAACUGAGUUACAUCCGCAACCCUGGGAGUCACCUCUCACCUCCAAGCUGAUCUGGUAGUAGUGGCCAUAAGCAGACGGCAGAGCGAACGUCACAGUUCUUACAGGCACAAAAACGCUUAAGGGGCAUCCCUUCUCAGUGGGCACCACAGAGCUGUCAAUGUUUUUGGGGUAAGGAAAGCGAUGAGAGCAGCCCGGCCCAGCCUUGUGGAGUCGCACCUUAGAAGAUGUACUUAGCUAGAGCUUUCCAGCCUCCUCUUGGGUAGGAUGAGGAUCCAGAUCCAACUAGCUCCUCAGGUGUAUGAGCAAGCAUCCUGGCUCCACUCCAGGGCCUGUGCGCGUCUCGCCCCGCCCCUCGGGCUCCUUUAAGAGGCGGGUCUUGGCCGCCAGCCCCGGGGCCUCGGCCAAAGACUGGGACUUUACUCCAGCGGCUGCCGCGGCUGCAAAAGAGUCGGAGCUUCAUCAGCUGCCGCAGGCGCCGCGCCCCGAGGCUGAGCCACGAUGAGCGGGAGAGUCGGUGACCUGAGCCCCAAACAGGAGGAGGCACUGGCCAAGUUUCGAGAAAAUGUCCAGGACGUGCUGCCUGCCCUGCCCAAUCCAGAUGACUACUUUCUCCUUCGAUGGCUCCGAGCCCGAAGCUUUGACCUGCAGAAGUCGGAGGCCAUGCUCCGGAAGCAUGUGGAAUUCCGGAAGCAAAAGGACAUUGACAAAAUCAUCAGCUGGCAGCCACCAGAGGUGAUCCAACAGUAUCUGUCAGGCGGCCGGUGUGGGUAUGACCUGGACGGCUGCCCUGUCUGGUAUGACAUCAUCGGCCCACUGGAUGCCAAGGGUCUGCUGUUCUCCGCCUCCAAGCAAGACCUGCUCAGGACCAAGAUGAGAGAUUGUGAGCUGCUUCUGCAGGAGUGCACCCAUCAGACCGCAAAGCUAGGGAAGAAGAUAGAGACCAUCACCAUGAUUUACGACUGUGAGGGACUCGGCCUCAAGCACCUCUGGAAACCUGCAGUGGAGGCCUAUGGAGAGUUUCUCACCAUGUUUGAGGAGAACUAUCCUGAAACGCUGAAGCGGCUGUUCGUCGUUAAAGCCCCCAAGCUGUUUCCAGUGGCCUACAACCUCAUCAAGCCCUUCCUGAGUGAGGACACUAGGAAGAAGAUCAUGGUUCUGGGAGCAAACUGGAAGGAGGUUUUACUCAAACACAUCAGCCCCGACCAGUUGCCUGUGGAGUAUGGAGGCACCAUGACGGACCCUGAUGGAAACCCCAAGUGUAAAUCCAAGAUCAACUAUGGGGGUGACAUCCCCAAGCAGUAUUACGUGCGAGACCAGGUGAAGCAGCAGUAUGAACACAGUGUGCAGAUCUCCCGAGGCUCCUCCCACCAAGUAGAGUAUGAGAUUCUUUUCCCCGGCUGCGUCCUCAGAUGUCCUACGGUUUGACAACACCUACAGCUUCAUCCAUGCCAAGAAAGUCAGUUUCACUGUGGAGGUCCUGCUUCCAGACAAAGCAGCAGAAGAGAAGUUGAAUCAGCAGGGGACAGUCACCCCCAAAUAACAUCUCCCUCCUGCAGCAGGCCUGGCCCCCCUCAGUGUCUUCCUGUCAGUUUCUUUAUAGUCAUUUUCCUACAACCUAUUAGCCCAAAGAAACUGGGCUGGAGGGAAGACUUCAGACUGGACGGAGCACCCGUUCAGAGUCAGAAGCGGAUAAAUAGCUAGAGGGGUCCUCCUCAUCAGAAUACUAAAGGGUCUCCAGAGACGGGAUGUAACAAUGUCUACCCUGUAGACCUUGCCAACUUCACCUGCCCAGGGACAGUUGAGACGAGAGGGUAAGGUUACAUAGGAUGGCGGCAGGGAAGGAAUUAGAAGUAAGAGAUUGGGAUGUCAUACUCAGGGAAGCCAGCUGCUGGGGAGAAACUUGCUCCUAAAUGAACGUGGAAUAAGCCUCCACUACUGUAAUGAUGGUUGCAAGGUAGCAGGCUGCUAGAAUGGUGGGUAGCUGAAGCUCUUCGAAACUUUUGUCAUAAGCCUUGAAUAUCUCUUGUCUUCCUCACCCCUCUCCAACCCCAAAUCUCAGGAGUGGCCCAAGUCAGCACUGGAAGGCUAACAGAAGGCCUCUCUUCCCCCCCUUGAGAACCUCACUAACUCCUGGGCUUCACUGGCUGCCUGCUUAACUACUAAUGGUUGCCAGUGCCCCAGAGCUCUGUGGGACUUUGGUACCUAGCCACUGUUCUCCAGUGAAAGAAACCCUCCACAAGCACAAGGGUAAUUAAUUUCAGGGAUCAUAGAUAGGAAAGGGCCAAGGAGGCUGUGGGUGGGCCACAAGCCUCUAAGUAAACCUUCACUUGAGCAACCCUACACAAAAAUGACAAGUGGGGCUGAAACAGCACUGAGUGUACUUCCCAGUCUAGUCUCCCACAGUGCCUGAGAAGCAGUCUCCUUACUGACAUGAGCAAGGGCUUGGCAGGCCCUUCGCUGUGGAGGCGUGUAAUGGAAGCAGUGGCUUCCUCUUCCCUGGGGACGCAGGUUGCCAGGGAAGGUGGCCAUAGGUUAGGCAAGCAUUUGAGCCAGGGGAAAGAGCCAGGCACAGGCGACCUUGCAAUAGCAGCUCUUGACCCCACACAAGUUGUGAGCCAGGUUACAGGCUGCCCAGAAUUCGGGAAGGAAGCUCCAGGCCCUUGCGGGGACUGCCUUUUCCUCGGAAUGAGGCCUCGCCCAGCCUGCGGACUCGUUUCAUGAAGCGGAGGGAGCUCUGGGUAGGGCUAGCAACCAGAGAGGGCCGAGGCUACCCAGGAUCUAGUCACAUAUCUCAGGAGCAUAUCCUGGCCUUGGUUUACAAUGUUGUUAGGUACAUUAACCAAUGAAUAAAUAAAUCAAUUUUCAAAGCAAA
Rattus norvegicus (Norway rat) is the source of this 3363-nucleotide messenger RNA. RefSeq names its product SEC14-like lipid binding 2 (gene Sec14l2). Gene Ontology annotation, cellular component: cytoplasm; nucleus. NCBI's taxonomy places the organism in Eukaryota, Metazoa, Chordata, Mammalia, Rodentia, Muridae. The record is from RefSeq and is a predicted model, not a curated record.